Molecule: messenger RNA, 1782 nt
Organism: Oryzias latipes (Japanese medaka)
Lineage: Eukaryota; Metazoa; Chordata; Actinopteri; Beloniformes; Adrianichthyidae
Gene: hsbp1b
Product: heat shock factor binding protein 1b
Biological process (GO): cellular heat acclimation
Cellular component (GO): nucleus; cytosol
Molecular function (GO): transcription corepressor activity
Source: RefSeq, a predicted model, not a curated record
CAGCUGACUCUCCCGUGGGUGGUACAGGCGAGCAGAACCUUGAGGCUAAAUAAUCGAAUAUAAAGCGCCUUAAAUUUAACCGCCGUGAAGGUCCGGACAUACAGUUUUAUUCACACCAUGGCUGAAACAGAUCCCAAAUCAGUGCAGGACCUUACUAACGUGGUCCAGACGCUCCUGCAGCAAAUGCAAGACAAGUUCCAGACAAUGUCAGACCAGAUCAUCGGGAGGAUUGAUGAGAUGAGCACACGAAUCGAUGACCUGGAGAAAAACAUUGCUGACCUGAUGACCCAGGCUGGUGUGGAGGAGGCCGAGGCGACACCAGAGAAGCCGAAGGAGAGCCAAGGAUCAUCAUGAAGGGUCAGAAAUGAUGUGAAGUCAAAGUUCUUUACCGAUGACUUCUGAUUUGGUGUGAAAUGCUUUUUUUAAAUAUAUAUAUAUAUAAAAUGGUUUAACGGUUUACAGUUAUGUCAUGAUGUGAGAAGUGGAGUAGUAGUAAUCUGAAUUAGUGUGACCUGCCCUUCAGAAUUGUGUAUUUGGUGCCCUGACCUGGACGUUCGAGCCGCCAGCGUCGGUUCUUCUCUCCGGUCCGUGCUUGGUAACGGGCCAGCAGAACCUCAUCCCAACACGAUGAACCGCGAACACCCGGAGCUCGCAGCGCAGCACUGUUGGCAACGAGAUGCAGAAUGCAUUCCAUUUCUGAUUUUCUAUUAAAGCGAUGUACGGAGCAGUUUCUCCUUUUUGACCAGGUGCUGAUAAAUAGACCACGGUGCUAAGAGUUUCUACAUUUUCUCUUAUGAGGCAGAGUCGUCUGAUGCCACAGACCUUUCAUAACUACUGAAUUCAUCCGAUCUGCAGGUUCAAUGCUCUUUGUUGUUCAUGAAUUUGUUGGAUUCUGACGUGAAAUGAGCAGAAUUGGAAAUGUGCCACUUAACGAGUGUAUAACUAAGAUUUUGCCAAAUUGAAUGAUUAAAACAUCCCUUAUUUUACCGCAUGGUAGGAACCUUUAUUCAAGUGUAUGCAAACAAAAUGUAACAGACCGUCUUCAAACCAAAAGUAGCAGUAAACAUCCAUUAAAGUGCAGCUUGAUUAUUGAACUGCAGUAGUAGAACCUCAGCACUUCAUAAACAUCCCCUCAAUACAAUAUUCAUUUACUCUACAUGGGAUAAAGCAAAAGGUCCCUGAGCUGCCACUUGGUGUGAGUUUAUACGUCUGUGGAAGUUCAGUUUCAGAACUCGAAGUCGUCCUCCGUCAUGUCGAUGGCCCAGGCGAACUUUUCCCGUUGGGUUUUGUUGUAGAUUUUUUCUAUAGGCACCUCCAUGUUCUUACACCUGAUUAAAAACAAGAACAGAAAAGCGUUCAACCACAAACAACUGAGUAUUACAACUGCAGAAGAAAAGUCUUAAACAUACAAUGGGGUGAAGAGAAACCUUGAGUUUAUCGUCCUGAACGUUUUUCAAGCCAAACUUCACCAAAUCGUUGCAGAAGAAGCAUUUCUCAUCUCUGGUUUAGCACCAAACCCCACUUUCCUUUGGUACAAGCAGCAUUUCUAUGAAUUCUGAAGUCUUGGAACAAUUGGCUGAUCUCUAUAGAAAUCAGGUCGGUCACAUGGUGAAACGUCAGAUCAGUAAACUGGAGGAUCUGUUGUCUGAAUGAGAUCAAGUGACCACAGAUCCUAAGAGCCCAGAAUCAAAGUUAACGGAUGGAAUCUGGACAUUUCAACACUGCAGCCUAAACCAGAAACUUAACAAAAUGUGUUCUUUACAAUAAAAAUCUAUUAAAACA